Gastrolobium bilobum is the source of this 1548-nucleotide messenger RNA. RefSeq lists its product as uncharacterized. The transcript has 5 exons. NCBI's taxonomy places the organism in Eukaryota, Viridiplantae, Streptophyta, Magnoliopsida, Fabales, Fabaceae. The record is from RefSeq and is a predicted model, not a curated record.
AUGUCCAUAACAGAAUCAAGAAAACCCAAAUGGCACCACCACCCGCCUCCUCCUCCAACACCAAGAAUCCUGCACUUUCCUCGCCGCCCUCGCCGGAGACUCGCCUCCACCAAGGUGCCUUCCGGCGGUGGUGCGCGGAGGGACUUUAAAGGCAAUAAGUUGGGGACUUUGUUUGAUCGAGAAGAACGUGUUCCGAUAGUGGUGUUGGAUCAUGAUGGGGAGGGUGAGAGGAGGAGGGAGAGAGUUGAAAGUGGUGGUGGUGGUGUUGGUGGGUUGGAGUUGGAGGAAGAGAAGUGGAAGUUUCAGGCUGAAAUGUUGAGGGCUGAAUGUAACUUGUUGAGGAUGGAGAAGGAGAUUGCUGUGAAGAAGUUAGAGAGGACUCGUUCUAAAAUGGAGAGAACUCUAAGAUCUGCUGUUUAUACCCUUGUUUCUGGAAGAAUAAAGAUUUGUGAAGGAAAGAAUAUUGAUAUGGUUUUGGAUGAAGAGAUUCAUGAGUUGACAGAGAAGCUUCAGAAAUUGCAAAAGAGAUCGGCAGCAAAGGAUUUUGAGGCUAGGAAAAACAAAAAUUUUGACAAACAAGUUUCUGUUCUGCAGAGACGACUGGAGAGGAUUGGAGGACCAUCAGAUGAGAUAUAUUUGAGGGAGUUUCAAGAGCUGGAAAAUGUAAGCUUUUCCAUUAGAAGAAGUAGCAGAUUUGAUGAUGGCAUUGUUGCAAGUGGAAAACUAAAUGUGGAGAUUCUGAGAAGGAAAAUGGAGGGAUUAUCAAAGGGAAUAUUAUUACAGAGAAUGGAGGAAGAGUAUAAUUCGCUGCUGUCCACUGCUAGUAGUUCUCUUGCCAGUUCUGGUUCAACUUCUAAGAGAGCUGAAUUUCAAGAUUCAUCUUCUUCCAGAGUACCUCAUCAGGCAUAUCCUUGAUUUCUUUCCUAUUUACUAGUUGAUAGGAACCCGUGUUCAGGACAUUGCAAGACUAUUGUAAGAAGAAUUGUAGAGCAAGUUAGAGCUGAGACCGAGCAAUGGUCCCAAAUGCAGGAGAUGCUAGGUCAGGUGAGGGAAGAGAUGGAGGAACUGCAGGCUUCUCGAGAUUUUUGGGAAGAUAGGGCCCUGCAUUCUGAUUUUCAAAUCCAAUCCCUACACAAUGCUGUGCAAGAAUGGAGACAAAGAGCUCUUUCGUCUGAAAGCAAAACAAAUGAGCUUGAAGCAAAACUCUCCAUGCUCUAUGGUCAUCUUGAGAGCUUGAGGAAGGAACAAAAUGCAGUUCAGGGGACCAAAUGUUCACCUAUUCCCUCGGACACACAGAAUGAGUUGGAGAAGCGAGUAGUGGUUUGUUUCUCAAAGGAAAAUAGCAAUGUUACAGAAAAUAGCAAGCAUAAUGAGGAUUUAAGGAAUGGGGAAAGAAAAGCACAUGCAGCUAGAGGUGGAUUCGCAGCCCCAAAACGAUCACCAUUACAAGACAUUGGGAACAAGUCAUCAUUGUUGAUGAGGCAGAAUGGCAAAGCAGUUUUCCCUUUGCAUUGUCAUCUUUCUUCAAAUGUGGAGAAAAUAAACUAG